AUGGGAACCGUGCUGUCUUUGUCACCCAGCUACCGAAAGGCGGCUCUGUUUGAGGACGGACCGGCCACCGUGGGCCACUACACGGCCGUCCAGAACAGCAAGAACGCCAAAGACAAGAACCUGAAGCGCCACUCGCUCAUCAACGUCCUCCCAUGGAAGCGGAUUGUAGCGGUGUCGGCCAAGAAGAAAGGCUCCAAGAAGGUGCAGCCCAACGGCACCUACCAGAACAAUGUCACCCACCUCAACAAUGAGAACCUGAAGAAGUCCCAGUCCUGCGCCAACCUCUCCACCUUCACCCAGGAUCAGAGCACUCCAGCUCUCACCAAGACCUCCAACAACACAGUAUCGUCUGUCAAGAAGGCCCCUCUGGCCAACUCCAAUGUGGCCCCCGGGACUCCUAAGAGAGUGAUCGUCCAGGCCUCCACUAGCGAGCUGCUGCGUUGCCUUGGGGAGUUUCUGUGCCGGCGUUGUUACCGACUCAAACACCUGUCCCCUACUGAUCCCGUGCUGUGGCUGCGCAGCGUGGACCGCUCCUUGCUGCUGCAGGGCUGGCAGGACCAAGGAUUCAUCACUCCUGCUAACGUAGUCUUUGUCUACAUGCUGUGCCGUGACGUGGUUUCCUCCGAGGUCGCCACGGAGCACGAGCUGCAGGCCGUGCUCCUCACCUGCCUCUACUUGUCUUACUCCUACAUGGGCAACGAGAUCUCCUACCCGCUCAAGCCCUUCUUAGUGGAGAGCUCCAAGGAGACCUUCUGGGACCGCUGCCUGUCCAUCAUCAACCUGAUGAGCGCAAAGAUGCUCCAGAUCAACUCCGACCCGCACUACUUCACUCAGGUGUUCGCCGACCUGAAGAACGAGAGCCAGAAGGAGGAGGAGAGGAGCCGCUUGCUCAUCGGCCUGGACCGGUGA
Messenger RNA from Scomber japonicus (chub mackerel), 909 nucleotides. RefSeq names its product cyclin-dependent kinase 5, regulatory subunit 1b (p35) (gene cdk5r1b). NCBI's taxonomy places the organism in Eukaryota, Metazoa, Chordata, Actinopteri, Scombriformes, Scombridae. Gene Ontology annotation, cellular component: cytoplasm; protein kinase 5 complex. Gene Ontology annotation, molecular function: cyclin-dependent protein serine/threonine kinase activator activity; protein kinase binding. The coding region runs from base 1 to 909 and encodes 302 amino acids. The record is from RefSeq and is a predicted model, not a curated record. Gene Ontology annotation, biological process: activation of protein kinase activity; positive regulation of cyclin-dependent protein serine/threonine kinase activity; brain development. The transcript has a single exon.